This is a messenger RNA of Hyaena hyaena (striped hyena), 3559 nucleotides long. RefSeq names its product casein kinase 1 delta (gene CSNK1D). Gene Ontology annotation, cellular component: cytoplasm; nucleus; spindle microtubule. Gene Ontology annotation, molecular function: ATP binding; protein serine/threonine kinase activity. The transcript has 10 exons. The record is from RefSeq and is a predicted model, not a curated record. Gene Ontology annotation, biological process: positive regulation of canonical Wnt signaling pathway; positive regulation of proteasomal ubiquitin-dependent protein catabolic process; endocytosis. NCBI's taxonomy places the organism in Eukaryota, Metazoa, Chordata, Mammalia, Carnivora, Hyaenidae. Bases 301 to 1530 code for a protein of 409 amino acids.
GGCAGCUGAAGGGGGAUUUAGGCCCGGAAGAUCCAAGUCCAUCCGCGGCGGGGAGAGGGAGAGCGGGGCCGGCGGGGGCCGGAGCAGGGACGGCGGCGCUCAGACUGUCCCAUCCGCCCCGUAUUGAGGCGCUGGGAGCAGCGGGGCGGCCGGAAAGCGAUGGUGAAAGCGGGGCCGUGAGGGGGGCGGAGCCGGCAGCCCGACCCGCCGUAGCGGCAGCAGCGGCGCCGCCUCCCCGAGCUCAGACCCAGGAAGCGGCUGGGAGGGCAGGAGCGAGCCGGACCCGCCGCCGUCGCCACCAUGGAGCUCAGAGUCGGAAACAGGUACCGGCUGGGCCGGAAGAUCGGUAGCGGCUCCUUCGGAGACAUCUAUCUUGGUACGGACAUUGCUGCAGGAGAAGAAGUUGCCAUCAAGCUUGAAUGUGUCAAAACCAAACACCCUCAGCUCCACAUUGAGAGUAAAAUCUACAAAAUGAUGCAGGGAGGAGUGGGCAUCCCCACCAUCCGGUGGUGCGGGGCGGAGGGCGACUACAACGUCAUGGUGAUGGAGCUGUUGGGACCGAGCCUGGAAGACCUGUUCAACUUCUGCUCGAGGAAGUUCAGCCUCAAAACCGUCCUGCUGCUGGCGGACCAGAUGAUUAGUCGCAUUGAAUACAUUCAUUCAAAGAACUUCAUCCAUCGAGAUGUGAAGCCAGAUAACUUUCUCAUGGGGCUGGGGAAGAAGGGCAACCUGGUCUACAUCAUUGACUUUGGGCUGGCCAAGAAGUACCGAGACGCCAGGACCCACCAGCACAUUCCGUACCGCGAGAACAAAAACCUCACCGGGACGGCGCGGUAUGCCUCCAUCAACACGCAUCUUGGAAUCGAACAAUCUCGAAGGGAUGACUUGGAGUCGCUGGGCUAUGUGCUCAUGUACUUCAAUCUGGGCUCUCUGCCCUGGCAGGGGCUGAAGGCAGCCACCAAGAGGCAGAAGUAUGAGCGGAUCAGUGAGAAGAAGAUGUCCACCCCCAUCGAAGUGCUGUGUAAAAGCUACCCCUCUGAGUUCGCCACGUACCUGAAUUUCUGCCGCUCCUUGCGUUUUGACGACAAGCCUGACUACUCCUACCUGAGGCAGCUCUUCAGGAAUCUCUUCCACCGCCAGGGUUUCUCCUAUGACUAUGUGUUCGACUGGAACAUGCUCAAAUUCGGAGCCAGCCGGGCAGUUGAUGACUCUGAGCGGGAGCGCCGUGACCGAGAGGAGCGGCUGAGGCACCCCCGGAACCCAGCCGCCCGCGGCCUCCCCUCCACGGCCUCUGGCCGCCUGCGGGGCACCCAGGAGGUGGCUCCUCCCACCCCCCUCACCCCUACCUCACACACUGCUAACACCUCUCCUCGGCCCGUGUCCGGCAUGGAAAGGGAGCGGAAAGUGAGUAUGCGGCUGCACCGCGGCGCCCCCGUCAACAUCUCGUCCUCCGAUCUCACGGGCCGACAAGAUACCUCCCGCAUGUCCACCUCACAGAAUAGCAUUCCUUUCGAACACCACGGCAAGUAGCUGCACGUCUCCCGCUGGAAGGCAGCACCGGAUUCCCGGUCGGGUGGCUUCCAGUGGUCUUCAGUCUGUGGUGCACCGAUGAGAACUUUCCGCUGUGAAGGGCAGACAAUGCAUGGCUGGUCUACUCUGUUACAAUGGCUUUCCUAGUGACGCGCCCCCUGGUAACGCCGGGAGCUCUCCAGGCCGCCCACCCAGCGACGCCCGUGGGGGAAACCAAACAAACUAAACCGGACAGACCGCAAAGCUCUGCCGUCGCAGGGGCUGCACCGAGGGCCUCCCACGUGGCCCGGCUGUCUCGGGCUGGGAAGAAAAGCAGAGAGUGAGAGACGGUUGCAGAGAGAACCAGACUCCCGCUCAAGAGCCUUUCCGUCCCCUGCAGGCGGCGCCCUGCUCCCUGACGAGCCCACUGUAACUACCGAUCUUCUACUUGGUUAAGACAGUUUUGUAUCAUUUUGCUAAAAAUUACUGGCUUAAAUCUGUGUAAAGAAACCUGUCUUUUUAUUGUUUCUCUCUCGUCUGUUUGUGCGGUCUUAGACAGAUGUUGCCUCUAAGGAGCCCCCGGAGCAGAGGCUGGCGUCAGGGAGCAGAGCGCGGGCGCCGUUCUCUGCUUUGCGGUCCGUGUGUGGUGUGGGCCGCUGUGGAGAGGGGUUUUCUCGUCAGAAGUGCCGUCCCGUGUAGACGUGUGUGUCUGUGCCCCGUGCGUGUCCGUGCGUGUCCGUGUGUCUCGUUACGCGGGUUCUGGCCUCCGCUGUCCUGUCCCCACUGAAGCCGGAAGGCCCAUGCGAGGCGGCCCCAGAGCAGUUAGCGAGGGCAGCGGCGCCUGAUCUCCGUGGACCCGGCCCGGAGGAAGCCGAGCACCGAGGACCGCCAAGGCCAAGGCUUUGCGUGUGCGUUGCUGGCACCUCAGGAGAGGAUUUCGAGCCAAGAGACAUUGGGCCUCUCGUGGGGGUCGCGUGUGAUUAUUUUGGUGGUGGUGUUGCCUCAGUGUCUUUGAAUUUGAGAAGUUUUCUGAACAGACUAUAACUGUGAUCGCUGUAGAUUGGCCCUUAAUUGUUAACAUCUCUGUGCUCAGAACCAAGGGCAUGGUGGUGUGCCCGGCGCCGGCUUUGCCCACAGAGGCCUCGGCCCAAGGGAACCCGCCCUCAAGUGCCAAGAAGCCAGUGACUCGACCUGUGUCCAGGAGGGUGUGGCGCCACGCACUUCCUUCCGGGACUGUUGUUGGAACCUAGCAAACCCCACAGGGGUCAAGAAGCAGGGCGGGGCUGACUCUCACAAGAAAGACCCUCUCGGGGCCCCUGGGCUCCUGGUGGUCUUCCAGGACACCCCCCCAUCUUGUCACAGAGGCACCAGGUGGGGGUGGUAGCCGGGAGCCCCCCGUCGCGGGAAACAAGGUGCAAUAUAGGCAUUCAUGGGAACUUCUGCCUCCUCCCGUCUCCCCCUGCACAGCGCUCUGUGUGGAAACCGGGGAGGAGUGUCCGUGUCUGUUUUCCCCUCCUGCCCCCUCAGCCACUGGCGCCGGAGUGCAGCCGUUUGCUUCUUUGUGAAUCCUGAGCUGGUUACUCUGUUUUGGGGUGCAGGGCCUUGGCCGGGUGGAGUGGUGUUUCUGGGAGUGCAGCGCGAGCUCGGGUGGACCAGGGUGGCUUGGGCACCCUCCCCAGGGGUGCGUCUGUCCCCGGCGGGGUGUGGGCAGCCGGAGUGCCCCGGGUGCCGCCCGAGACCUGUAGGGGCAGACUUCCCACGCCCUGCAUCUGGGCUUCCACUGGAAAUUGCUGGAUUACUUUGAUAGGCGGGCCCGGCUCCGGGGCCUCAGCUGUGCGGCUGUCUGCCUGUCCGUCCGUCCGUCCGUCCGUGCACACUUGCUGCCCGCCCAGUGUUCAAUUCCCCGUCACGACCGCAGGACACGUAGUUGCAACGUCUGUAUCAACCUGUGUAUUGGUGGCCAGUCUCUGACUUGGCACGUUUGUGUGAUCACUGCAUUUAUGUAUCACCCACCAUGUAAAUAAUAAAUCCAUGAUGACUUCUACCUUCC